This is a messenger RNA of Caenorhabditis remanei, 747 nucleotides long. RefSeq lists its product as uncharacterized. The transcript is spliced from 3 exons. Bases 1 to 747 code for a protein of 248 amino acids. The record is from RefSeq and is a predicted model, not a curated record. Lineage: Eukaryota; Metazoa; Nematoda; Chromadorea; Rhabditida; Rhabditidae.
AUGAUGUUCGCACCGGAAGACGAUCUCAAAAUGUGGAGUUUUAUUGCGGAAAACUAUUUAAAUUAUGGUCCAUUUGAGAUUUUCACUAAAAUGAAAGAGAUGUUGGGAUAUGAACAUGCGGAGAAGAGUCUCUAUUAUAGAUUCCGUAACAUCUUGGCUCCAAAUCUCCACUUCACCAGUUUCGAUGUCAACACAAAACUACAAAUCGCAAAAAAGUUCAAUAUUGUUCUAAACGGUGACUUUGUGCAAGAACUGAACAAGUCAUGGGAAUUGGUAUUCGAUUCGAAUGGAUGUCUCGAGGAAUUCUCGUGGAAACCGCCCUUUUCGAUAUCCUCUUCUCCUUCGAUUUCAUCUGAAAUGUUCGUCUCGUUGACGACAUUAAAACGAACAUCGACAUCUUCUCAAAAUGGGAAUAAGAAGAGGAGACGAGUGACGUCGUCGGAUGAUUCAUUCAUGAAAUCCCUUCAAGAAAUGAUCAGUGAAACUGUGACGACUUCCAAUCGAAAGUUGAUUGAAGAAAUGAGAAAUGAGACGAAUAGAAAAGAGACUUCGAAGAAUAACGGAGUGAAACACUAUCUGGAAGGACUGAAACAUCUCAUAACUCACCUGAAUACUCCGGAAUUGAAUGAUAUUGAGAAACGAAUUGAUGCGCUGAAUGAGAAAAUGAACAACGAAGAAAGUGUCCCUCUUCCAGUGAAUAAUAUUGUUUCCAUGCUUGACAUCGGGUUGAAAAUGAUUGGCGGGUGA